This is a messenger RNA of Plasmopara halstedii, 886 nucleotides long. RefSeq lists its product as uncharacterized. NCBI's taxonomy places the organism in Eukaryota, Oomycota, Peronosporomycetes, Peronosporales, Peronosporaceae. The transcript has a single exon. The record is from RefSeq and is a predicted model, not a curated record. The coding region runs from base 329 to 547 and encodes 72 amino acids.
UCCUCAUUUGACAUUACAGAAUCUGUCAUUGUGCUAUAUCUAGAAAAAAUCUCGAUACGCCAAGUUGCUCUGGUUAAGAACGUUUUUCGUUGCAUUAGUCGAUUAUAAUCGUUUGGAACCAAAUCAUGAGGUUUUUGGAGCCAUCUGUGAAGAUUAACUCCGGUCGGAUGCCUUUUUCUCCCACCUAAAGCAGACUCAAUAUCACUAGGAUACUUCUAUAAUCUGUGAUCUUUGGUGUUUCUACCGGCCUUCAGUGUUCCUGGCAUUAUUUUGGCGUACGCGUAAGACUUGUGUCACGCCGAUGUAUUAAAAAGCGAAAAUAAUUGAUAUGAUACUCGGAAUCGAUCAGUUUAGUGUCCAUAUUGUAGUUAUGCCUCGGCAAUUUCGUCGCUUUAAACCAGCCCUACUGACUAAAUUUCUGCAUCAUUUGUUGCUAGUUCACGCUGUAUUUUCUUCUGUUGAUUUUAAACAAGUGCAGAUAGAUUGUCAAUACAACAAAGAAACGGACCAAAUUGACAUCAUUAGUGCAUUCUGGUAUGUGCGUUAAAAGCACGACGACAUAAGAUAUCGUUUGACUUUGCCUUCAAGGCAACUUGCCUUCAAGGCUAACACUACUGAAAUCAUCAAUCAACACCAAUUUUGACACAUGCUUAGCAUGUUGUAUGCAUGACGAUCUUUUAAUUCGAGUCAUGCACCACGACCCGAAAAUAGAGUUGGCACCAAUUCGCCUUGGCGAUAUUUCGGGUAGCACCAAUUUAAAAAAAAAUGCUGACCACUUCCCACCGCGCUUGCAAGAAUAAUUGUUGUCUUGCUUUGAAAAAAUGUAAAUUUACACCAGCGCAUUCGCAUGCUAUAAGCUGUGAUAAGAACCCGUGUCCAUUUUUUU